GUGGAAUUUUAAUUUCAUUGUUUGUCAACAAACGUUCAUGUAAUAAUUUUUUUAGUACAUUAAACAAAAACCUUAGUACAUAAAGCAAAAUCAUGACAUUGGAUGCUAGAACUGUGCUUAUUACGGGCGCUUCUAGUGGACUAGGACUAGAAUAUGUGAGGCAAUUAGUUUCUUUGGAUAAAGCACCUGAAAUAGUGAUAGCAACGUGCCGUUGUCCGGAGACAGCGGUUGAGCUACAAUCACUUGCCAAGUUUAAUCCCAACGUGAAAAUAUUAAAAUUAAAUGUCGAAGACGAUGAAGACUUAGAAGUCGCAUUUCAGGUGAGCGUUUAUUAA
Lymnaea stagnalis (great pond snail) is the source of this 335-nucleotide messenger RNA. The record is from the annotation of a GenBank genome assembly. Lineage: Eukaryota; Metazoa; Mollusca; Gastropoda; Lymnaeidae.